GAUUAAUGGCUGAAUUUACUUUGACAUUUCGCUAAACUCUUAGGAAUGAAUAAAAUUCGCGUUUUGCGGUGAUCCUUCAGCGUUAUUAUGAAUAAAACAUAACAAUUAAUUAAUAUAACGUAAAUAAUUUAGAUUCGAAUUGUGUGACUGUGUGCUGUACUGCGUUCCUAAACCAAAGAAAACCCACCCUUAAUAUCUAGUCAGGCGAAACGUUUUGAAAUUAUUUAUUUCGUGCUUCGUUUGUUUUUCUAAUUGAAUAGCUAUGGGAGACCCGUUAUGUUCUAUUUUUCUUAAUUGUGCAGUGGCCAGUGUAAAUUUCUCAUACCGUUCGUGCUAGGGCGGUGAAGAAAACAAAUGUUUAUUUUUUAACGUUCCAAAAACUAAUUUGAAUUUCGAUAAUAAUUUACAAUGGAGGAACAUUGAAACCUUAUUUUUUAUGAUAUUUUGAAUUUUCUAUUGAAAUUUUGUGUGGUUCCAAGUGUGUGAGUUGAAAUUUAAAAUGGUUACGAUGAACACAAACGAGAAGGCGGCACAGAAGGCCUGUCAACAGGGGCCUUCAAGAGACGUGACAAAAUGCGGGAAAGAGACGGAGAAUGAUAAGAAAGAGAAGAAAGACAAGGACAUGAUAUCGAACCUACCACCAAGCGUUCAAGCUCUGAUGUCCACUAUACCGUCGCCUGAAGAGUCUCCCAAUUACUUGGCUUAUAAAAAGAUGGAGGCAAUAGUCGAAAAGAUGCAAGAUGAAAAUACAGGUGUCCCCGUGAGAACCGUCAAGAGUUUUAUGAGUAAAAUACCAUCUGUGUUCACAGGCUCAGACCUCGUAGCGUGGCUGGCUAGACACCUAAAUCUAGACGACACGUGGGAAGCCCUACACCUAGCACACUUGCUAGCCGCACAUGGAUACCUAUUCCCUAUAGACGACCAUUGUUUGACCGUGAAAAACGAUAAUACGUAUUAUAGGUUCCAAACGCCAUAUUUCUGGCCGUCCAACCAAUGGGAGCCUGAAAACACUGAUUAUGCGGUGUACCUGUGCAAGCGCACGAUGCAGAACAAGGCGCGGCUGGAGCUGGCCGACUACGAGGCGGAGUCGCUCGCGCGCCUCCAGAAGAUGUUCAGCAGAAAGUGGGAGUUCAUAUUCAUGCAGGCCGAGGCGCAGAGCAAGGUCGACAAAAAACGCGACAAGCUGGAGCGCAAAGUGCUCGACAGUCAGGAGAGAGCGUUCUGGGACGUGCACAGACCGAUGCCGGGCUGCGUCAAUACAACGGAAUUGGAUCCGAAGAAAUUAUCGAGGUUGAAUGCUCUGAAGCAGAAACGAUUGCAGCAGUGCCAAGAAAUCAUAUUGCAGCAUAAUUUGAAGAACAAUCCAAUAGUGACCAUUACGAAUGCGCAAGAGAGCGAAGAGGCGAUACAGAAGAGCACGGAAGCUGUCAAAGAGAAUGGCGAAACGUCGCAACCGGAGCAGCCGGCGGAGGAGAGCAUCGACAGCCAGAUAGAAGCUGCGAAGCGGCAGGUGGCCGUGCUGAAGGCGCGCCUCGAGAGGCGGAACGUGCGCGUCAGCAAGGUGGCCGAGAUUUUCAUAUCAUACUGCGAGCAGUAUUCGGAAUACGACUCCUUUCUAACUCCCCCGGAAUGGCCGAAUCCCUGGAUAAGCGAUACCACGGAGCUGUGGGAUCAGGAGAAGCAGUGCAAGGAGCCGCUGCCGCUGCGGCGCGUGCGGCGCUGGUCGUUCUCGCUGCGCGAGCUGCUGCGCGACCCGCCCGGCCGGGAGCACUUCGCCAGGUUCCUCGGCAAGGAGUUCAGCGGGGAGAACCUCAAAUUCUGGCUCGCCGUGCAGGAGCUGAAGGCGCUGCCCGUCCGCCGCGUGGCCUCCCGCGCCAAGGAGAUCUGGAAGGAGUUCCUCGACUGCAACGCGCCCUCCCCCGUCAACAUAGACGCGGCUAGCAGAGAAUUGACUAGAGUCAAAGUGGAGUCCGGCAAGGCGGACCGGUAUUGCUUCGAUCAAGCGCAGGCGCAUGUAUAUCACCUGAUGAAGUCGGACAGCUAUUCCAGAUAUCUUCGUUCGGAAAUGUACAAAGAUUAUCUGAAUGGAUCUAAGAAAAAGACAUCCGUAAAGGGCAUACGAUCAAUCGUGUCGUUCACGGGUCGUAAGGAGGCCUCCACGAACUAAUGCAAUGGAAUUUAAUACAAAACUGGUUUCGACUUAUUUCGGCGCGAUGCGUGGAACGUUCUAGAGAUUCGAAAUUCGAAUUUGGAACGAAGAAGGAAUUGAUUUUUGCGAAAUUCGAAUCGCGUUCGAAUUUGGGAACACGAUUUUGAAUGUCGAAUGUUUUUCGAAUGUUAAUUGAUGUAUUUUAGAUUUUAGAACGGUUUAUUUUGACCAAAGACAUUUUUUUUUACUUUUAGCUUUAUUUCUUAGGAAAAUAACUUUUUGUCUAUAGAUUUGUCGAUUAUCUAUGAUAUAGGAAGCAAUUUUACUUGGAUAAGUCUUUGAAUAGUUGUGCGUAGCUGUUUCUGCGUUAUGGACGGACAGACUCAUAAAAAGUAGGCGUAAAUAAAUAUUUAUAAGGGAUCGUCUUCAACUUCAUUUCACAUAAGAGGCUAUGAAAUAUAUAUAGAUUCAUUCAAGCGACAUAAUUGAGUGAAUAAUUAAAGUUAUCUUCAAAGAAACACAAUGAAGAAGCAAAAAUACUAAUUUUUAUUAAUUAAAAAGAGAUAGAUAUAGUUUUCAGUAUACAUUUGUCUCUUUUCUUUAAUAUAUGUGUAUUAAAUCAAAUGUAAUUGCUUGAACCUGAAUAAAAAUAUAGUUUACGCCACUCAGUAAUAACUUGGUUUUGUGUUGGUGAUAGAUUUUUUUUUAAAUCGGUCCAGCAGUUCCUGAGGUAGCGCGUACAAACAAACAAACUCGAGUACAUGUCAAUAUAAUUAAAAAUGCGUUCAUAUAGAUAUCUCUUUACGAAAACCAAAGUUCAUAAGACUGUUAUAAACUGCCUCUGUACAUGCCAAGGAAUAUAGAGAUGCAUGGAGCUGUUUUUUUUUUUUAUUUUUUUGCGAAGGAAUUGUAUUUUUUUAUUAUAUAAAAUCAAUUGAAUACAUAUAUUUAAGUAUUUUAUUGCUAUUUUAAAAGUAUGUUAUGAUGCUGAGAAAAGAAAUUGGUCCAGAAUGUUUGUGUUGCUAUUAAAAUGUAUAAUUUCUAAUCUACAAUAGAAUAUGAAGAAUAAUUGUCUUUAUGAAGCACUGUGCGGGAAGUGCUGGACCGAUUUUGAUGUUAUUGAUUAGACUUUUUAGUGUUAUGACAUAUUUCGAGUCAUUAGGAAUCUCUUCUAAAGCUUAUCUUAUUAUUGUAAUUUUCUUUGUUAUUUUUCUUUUUUUUUGUCUCAGCCAAUGACUUUUUUUAAUUUAAUAUUAAAUAAUUAAACAAAUAGCUUUAGAUCUGCGCGUUCAAGCGACAAACACACAAAUAUUCCAUUUAUUAAGAAUUUUGAAAGGUACGGUUAGCAAAAAAAAAAAAAAAAAUUAAUCGUUUGAGCACUAUUGUAAGAAACUGUUAUGAUUGGUGUUAGUGCUAAUCUAGUCUUAUCUUCCAUUAGCUGUAAUUGUAUGUAUAGUUACUUAUAAUAGAGGUACGGUCGGCAAAAAAAUCUUUUCAAUUUUAUUUUUAAUAUAGAUUUUUCUGUCUCUUUUCAAAGAUUCGAGGCAAUACAAAUUGUGUUAACGAUUAUAUAUCUUUAUCGAUUUUUUAUUGAGUUUUUUUUUUUCUAUACAUCUCGUAUUUUGGAAUAUACUGAAAAACCAAUUUCGUAAUUGUCUGUCUUUUCUAUUAGCUAAUCUCGGAAGCGGAUGUAUCGUUUCAAAUGGGAUUUCCAUUUGUGAGAUAGUUCUUGUUAUAAGACGUAACUUGGGUUACUUAGACAAGCAAGUAGGAUAUCGCACAAUAUUUUUCGUUAUAUAUAAUAAUUAAUGUAAGAAAGAUUUAAACUUACAAUUUAUU
This is a messenger RNA of Zerene cesonia (dogface butterfly), 3988 nucleotides long. RefSeq names its product regulator of G-protein signaling 7 (gene RSG7). Gene Ontology annotation, biological process: intracellular signal transduction; regulation of G protein-coupled receptor signaling pathway; G protein-coupled receptor signaling pathway. The coding region runs from base 500 to 2167 and encodes 555 amino acids. The transcript is spliced from 17 exons. NCBI's taxonomy places the organism in Eukaryota, Metazoa, Arthropoda, Insecta, Lepidoptera, Pieridae. The record is from RefSeq and is a predicted model, not a curated record.